GUUCACCCUCCAGUCAGUGAAGUGAAAGCAGAGAACCGAAACAACUGUAGCGAGUUGUCGGAUCACAUCCAGCAGUCAAGGCAUUAUAUUCUCAUGUAUUCAUAAUAGCCACAUGCCGCGGUUUCUUUAGACGGGGGAGAAACCCCUCAACCACUCAAUUUAUGAGUUUCUUGCCAUGGAGAAGUUUAUUCCAGAAGAGACAACUUCGAAUGGGAAACUGGAGAUUUUCUGACAAGUUUAAUUAUUUCCAGCAAAACUUUUCGAACUAAAAAAAAAUGGCUCACAGGAGACAUGCCCUCUUAUGCCUAUUUUUCUUCCGUUUAUGUUUCGACAUUUGUGAUGGACACUUUGCGGUCCCACUCAAAAUAUACCUUGGGAAGUUCAACUUUUCUCGGGAUGUAGACCUGACACCUCUGCAGCAAACACCAGGCGUGGGCGGAAAGCUGCUUUCCUUGGCCUCGGACCCCGCAGGUAUAGUCAACUUUUUAGAUAUGAUCAACAACUUGGAAGGCGACUCGGGGAGAGGCUACUACAUAGAGAUGUCCAUAGGCACCCCUGCUCAAAAGCUCAACAUCCUGGUAGACACGGGCAGCAGUAACUUUGCAGUGGCGUCAACCCCACACCCGUUUAUCACACACUACUUCAACACUAGCCUCUCCACAACCUUCGGGCCCACUGGCCGGACUGUUGCCGUCAGGUACACCCAGGGCAACUGGGAGGGCGGGCUAGGCAUAGACCGGGUCUCCAUCCCCAAGGGACCCAAUCAGACCAUCGUCAUCAACAUCGCUGCCAUCACCGCCUCCGAGGGAUUCUAUCUUCCCGGGGUGAACUGGCAAGGCAUUCUGGGAAUGGCGUACCCACUCCUGGCCCGGCCAGACUCCUCGGUGGAGCCCUUCUUCAACUCCGUAGUGCGGCAGACGGGCAUCCCGGACAUCUUCUCCCUCCAGAUGUGUGGCGCGGGGGUCUCUGCCGGCGGCGCCACCGACCCCCCCGGGGGCAGCCUGAUCAUGGGCGGGGCUGAGCCCACGCUGUACCGGGGCGUCAUGUGGUACACGCCCAUCAAGGAGGAGUGGUACUACCAGGUGGAGGUGUUGAAGCUGGAGGUGGGGGAGCAGGGUCUGAACCUGGACUGCAGCGAGUAUAACAUGGACAAAGCCAUCGUGGACAGUGGAACGACCCUGCUGCGACUUCCUGCCAAUGUGUUUAACGCGGUGGUGGACGCCAUCACGCGGACCUCUAUGAUCCAGGACUUCUCCUCUGGCUUCUGGGAGGGCACCAAGCUGGCCUGCUGGAUGAAGGGGGAGACACCCUGGAGGUUCUUCCCAAAGAUCUCCAUCUACCUGAGGGCCAGCAACACCAGCGAGUCCUUCCGCAUCACCAUCCUCCCACAGCUGUACAUUCAGCCAAUCACAGAUGUCGACAGCACGCUGGACUGCUUCCGCUUUGGCGUUUCCUCGUCGGCCAACGGCCUAGUGAUCGGGGCCACGGUCAUGGAGGGCUUCUACGUGGUGUUCGACCGCGCCCAGAAGAGGGUGGGCUUCGCCGUGAGCAGCUGUGCAGUGAGCGGGGGCGCGGCGCUGUCGGAGAUCGCCGGGCCCUUCUCGGCGUCCGACGUGGGGACGGACUGCGCCGGGGGGUCCCUGAACGAGCCCCUGCUGUGGGUCAUCUCCUACGCCAUGAUGGCCCUGUGCGCCGCCAUCCUCCUCACCCUGCUGCUGCUGCUGGUGACGCCUUGCCGCCGGCGCCACCGCUCGGGGGACAUCACGGACCAGUCGUCGCUGGUGCGCCACAGGAUCAAGUGACUGAGACGAGGGUCUGCCACCACCGGGACCUCCACCGGCAGCGGCCCCCCCGCCGCCACCCCCACCGUCACCACUGCCGCCGCCAAGCAGGGCCAGCAGCAGCAGGAGGCGGUGGCGGCGGCGGUGGCGGGGGCCCAGUUGGCGGAGCCCAGACGGCAGGGCGGCGGGGUGGCGGGCGGGGUCCGAGACCCCCGCCCCUCCCACCCUCUCGUUGGACCAUGACAAUCGGCCAGACUGUAGCUGGUACGCUGUUGGCAGACCUGGUUUCUAGUUCUCUUUUUCGGGACCCUUUCAGGGUCAAGCCAAACGCGUCACUUUGGACGACUUGUGAAAUCACUGAUUGUACCAUGAAGAAUAAUAUGCUAUAUGUGUAAGGGCUAAGAAUAAUAUUUUUGACAUGAAGGAGUCCAUUUAGUGCCUUGUAUUUAUAUACGUUUUCUAUUGUAAACAUCUUCCGGUGAGAUGCUUGUUACAGGCAUUGGGAUGAAAAAUCGAUGAUGUCUACACACUGCUUGUAAUACAUUUAGGUCCAAGUGCUCCUCUUGUGUGGAGGAAUUGAUCAAUGACUUGAGACUUAACUUAAUUGCACUUUGCAUUUAAUGCUGAUAACAUGGGUGUGGAGUCUCUGUAAUUCAGAGGAAUUUCUUUUUUAAUUUACAUUUUCACUUUAAUUGUACUAACACUGUGUGUGUAGAAUUUCAUAAUGAACUAUUUUGAUUGGUUUUUGGAGGUGACUAUGGCCCUUAAAUUCCCCACGGCAUAUUUGUACCAUAGUAAUUAUGCAAAUCACAAUUACAUGCCAAAGAAUGUGUUGAAAGCCGAUAAACAAAAAGCGUCCGGUUUGGGCAGCCAGGCCUGAUGCACUGAAAUGUUCAAAGCCACCGGCUCACUGUUAAGGACAGUGACCAGGUAUAGCUAUGUCUUUGCCACCAUGUUUCAGACCAGUUUUGCUUUUAGAAACAAUGAAUUCCGCACACUAAGUUUACAUUACCUUUGUAAAGUCCCUUAAAAAACAGGUCUUAACUGUAAUACCACAGCUAAGAUGGUGCAAUACAUCACAUGGGCAGCUUAACCGGCUUUGUGCAUUUGAUCAUGUGACCCGAGAAUGAGUUUGUGGAACACUAUGAAAUCCUAUUGUGUGCCAAAAGUAUGUUUUAAAACUUCACAACCAUUUGAGCAGGUCCAAUUUAAGUGUAGAGAGUGAGUUUCUUUCCUGUGCCGAAAUGAACACUUCAAUUAAAUAAAUAUGAGUAAACUGAA
Gadus macrocephalus (Pacific cod) is the source of this 3062-nucleotide messenger RNA. RefSeq names its product beta-secretase 2 (gene bace2). Gene Ontology annotation, biological process: membrane protein ectodomain proteolysis; amyloid-beta metabolic process. The transcript is spliced from 9 exons. Bases 276 to 1802 code for a protein of 508 amino acids. Gene Ontology annotation, molecular function: aspartic-type endopeptidase activity. Gene Ontology annotation, cellular component: endosome; membrane; trans-Golgi network. Lineage: Eukaryota; Metazoa; Chordata; Actinopteri; Gadiformes; Gadidae. The record is from RefSeq and is a predicted model, not a curated record.